Microthlaspi erraticum is the source of this 1242-nucleotide messenger RNA. NCBI's taxonomy places the organism in Eukaryota, Viridiplantae, Streptophyta, Magnoliopsida, Brassicales, Brassicaceae. The record is from the annotation of a GenBank genome assembly.
AUGGAACACCAAGGUUGGAGUUUUGAGGAGAAUUACAAUUUCUCCACUAAUAGAAGAUCUAUAAGGCCACAAGAUGAGCUAGUGGAGUUGUUAUGGCGAGAUGGGCAAGUUAUUUUGCAUAGCCAAACUCAUAGAGAGCAAACCCAAACCCAAACCCAAACCCAAGCCCAAACUAAUAAACAAGAGUACCAUCACCAAGAAACACUAAUUACACAAAACACCUUUCUUGAGGAUCAAGAAACCGUCUCUUGGAUCCAAUACCCUCCAGAUGAAGACCCAUUUGAAACUGACGAUUUCUCAUCCCAUUUGUUCCCAACCGUCAAUCCUCUCGAGAGACCACCAACCUCAGAGACGGUUAAGCACCAGUCCGGUCCUGACCCUCCUCAGGCCAUGCCACCUCCCAAGUUUAGGCUAACGGAUUCAUCAUCCGAAGUGAAGGAACAGUACUCGGUGGUGACUCUUGGACCGAGCCAUUGCGGGAGUCACCACGAUCUCGAUGUGUCACUGAGUCAUGAUCAAAGCAAAACUGUCGACGAAAGGCUUUACACGAACGCAAGUACAUCAUCGGGUGGCUCCUCUGGUGGCAGCUUUGGCAAGAACGUUAAAGAAAUGGCUAGUGAAAGAAUUAAUACAACAGACCGUAAGAGAAAACAUACAACAGACACUGAUGAAACUGUGUCUCAAUCAGAUGCUCUCCGUGAAAAGUUGAACCAGCGAUCAGGAUCAAUGCGAAGGAGUCGAGCAGCUGAAGUUCAUAAUCUUUCAGAAAGGAGGAGGAGAGAUAGGAUCAAUGAGAGAAUGAAGGCUUUGCAAGAACUAAUACCUCACUGCAGUAAAACUGAUAAAGCUUCGAUUUUGGACGAAGCCAUAGAUUACUUGAAGUCACUUCAGCUACAGCUUCAAGUUAUGUGGAUGGGGAGUGGAAUGGCGGCGGCUCCGAUGAUGUUUCCCGGAGUCCAGCCUCCGCCGUUCAUCCCUCAGAUGCAGAGCCCGGUACAGUUGCCUCCAUUCCCGGUUAUGAACCGAUCUGCGAUUCAGAACAAUCCCGGUUUAGUUUGUCAGAUCCCGGUGCAGAGCCAGGUCUUCUCCGACCGGUUUGCUAGAGUCGUCGGCGGAUUCCCACAGAUGCAUGCCGGAUCUCAGCCGAUGGAGAUGUUGAGAUUUACUUCUCCGACGGGACAGCAAAGUCAACAACCGUCUGCGCCAACGAAGACCACCGACGGUCCUCGUUUGGACCAUUAA